Rhizophagus irregularis DAOM 181602=DAOM 197198 is the source of this 573-nucleotide messenger RNA. Lineage: Eukaryota; Fungi; Glomeromycota; Glomeromycetes; Glomerales; Glomeraceae. The record is from RefSeq and is a predicted model, not a curated record.
ACAUUUGAUUACUUGGCCAUUAUGAGUGAAAAACAUACCAGAAUUGCCAUUGUUAGUUCUGAUAAAUGCAAACCGAAAAAAUGUAGACAGGAAUGUAAAAAAUCAUGUCCUGUUGUUAGAAUGGGUAAACAUUUUAUUUGUAUUUUAAAGUCUUUUCCUUUUCUUUUUUUUUGAUCUGUAAAUAUUUCACGGCACAUUUAUUUUCUCAACAGGUAAACUUUGCAUUGAAGUUACUCCCGAGAGUAAAAUUGCUUACAUUUCUGAGGAACUGUGUAUUGGUUGUGGUAUUUGCAUUAAGAAAUGCCCAUUCGGUGCUAUUAUGAUUAUUAACUUACCCACCAACCUUGAAAGACAAGUUACUCACCGUUACAAUGCCAACUCUUUUAAACUUCAUAAAUUACCUGUUCCUAGACCUGGUCAAGUUCUAGGAUUGGUUGGUACUAAUGGUAUUGGUAAAAGUACUGCACUGAAAAUUUUGGCUGGGAAAUUGAAACCAAAUUUAGGAAAAUUCAACGAUCCCCCAGAUUGGCAGGAUAUUCUAAAAUACUUUCGAGGAAAUGAAUUGCAAAACUA